AUGUGUCACAGCUAUCACACGUGGCGUCUCCUCCCCCGGGUGUUGAGGGACGUCUCCUCAGUGGACCUGUCCGUCUCUGUGCUGGGACAGAAGCUCAGCAUGCCGGUGUGUGUGGGAGCCACCGCCAUGCAAAGGAUGGCCCACCCUGAGGGGGAGAUGGCCACAGCCAGAGCAUGCCGAGCAGCAGGGACAGGGAUGAUGCUGAGCUCCUGGGCCACAUCCACCAUAGAGGAAGUGAUGUCAGCGAUGACAGCCACAGGAGGCGGGGUCAUGUGGCUGCAGCUCUACAUCUACAGAGACCGAGAGCUCACUCUGUCAUUGGUCCGCCGGGCAGAGGAGGCGGCCUAUAAGGCCAUAUUUGUCACCGUGGAUACACCUUACCUGGGGAGGCGAUUGGAUGACAUGCGCAACCGCUUUAAACUUCCCUCACACCUCAGUCCACAGAGUGUCCUAACCUGUGUGUGUGUGUGUGUGUGUUCAGCUGAGGAUGCUGUCCAAGCUGUGCACUAUGGAGUCGAUGGUAUCCUAGUGUCCAAUCACGGAGCUCGACAGCUGGAUGGGGUUCCUGCCACG
This is a messenger RNA of Notothenia coriiceps (black rockcod), 573 nucleotides long. It is a transcript of the gene hao1, whose product is annotated as hydroxyacid oxidase (glycolate oxidase) 1. The transcript is spliced from 4 exons. Gene Ontology annotation, molecular function: oxidoreductase activity. Lineage: Eukaryota; Metazoa; Chordata; Actinopteri; Perciformes; Nototheniidae. The annotation marks the transcript as partial. The record is from RefSeq and is a predicted model, not a curated record.